Cotesia congregata is the source of this 963-nucleotide messenger RNA. The record is from the annotation of a GenBank genome assembly. NCBI's taxonomy places the organism in Eukaryota, Metazoa, Arthropoda, Insecta, Hymenoptera, Braconidae.
AUGGAAAAAAAAAUUAUACUUGUGACUGGAGGUACAGGUCUCAUUGGUAAAGCUAUUGAAAAUAUAGUUAAUGAAGACAAAAAAGAUAACGAAGAGUGGAUAUUCGUAGGAUCAAAAGAAGCAGAUUUAUGCGAUAAAAAAAGCACAGAACAGUUGUUUGAAAAAUACAAACCUACUCAUGUAAUACAUUUGGCUGCUAUGGUUGGUGGUUUAUUCCAUAACAUGGCACAUAAUUUAGAUUUUUUACGUAAUAAUCUUCACAUAAAUGAUAACGUUUUACAAACUGCUCAUGAAAAUAAUGUUAUCAAAGUUGUUUCCUGUCUUUCUACCUGUAUAUUUCCUGACAAAACAACAUACCCAAUAGACGAAACUAUGAUUCAUAAUGGUCCACCUCAUCCAUCAAAUUAUGGAUAUAGUUAUGCAAAACGACUGUUAGAUGUUGCAAAUCACGCAUACCUUGAACAGAAUAACAGACUCUACACAAGUAUUAUUCCAUGUAAUGUUUUCGGACCUCAUGAUAAUUUUAAUCCACAUUCAAGUCAUGUUAUUCCUGGAUUAAUGAGAAAGUUGUAUGACCUCAUUAAAGAUGGCAAUACUGAAGAUAAAAUAUUCACAGUAUUAGGAUCAGGGAAACCUUUGAGACAAUUUAUUUACAGCUUAGAUUUAGCAAAACUUAUUUUAUGGGUUCUUCGUGAAUAUAAUUCCGUCGAACCAAUAAUUCUAUCCGUCGAUGAAAAAGAUGAAGUUUCAAUCUCAAAAGUAGCUGAAACACUUGCGAAAGCUUUUGAUUUUAAAGGAAAAAUCGUAUAUGAUACUACGGCGGCAGAUGGUCAAUACAAAAAGACCGCAAGUAAUUCAAAACUAAGGAAUUAUUUACCAGCCAUGCAGUUUACUCCAUUUGAAAAUGCAAUCAAAGAAACUGUUAAUUGGUAUCGUAGUAAUUAUAAUAUAGCAAGAAAUUAG